This is a messenger RNA of Kickxella alabastrina, 1925 nucleotides long. RefSeq lists its product as uncharacterized. Lineage: Eukaryota; Fungi; Kickxellomycota; Kickxellomycetes; Kickxellales; Kickxellaceae. The transcript has 4 exons. Gene Ontology annotation, molecular function: protein binding. Gene Ontology annotation, cellular component: cytoplasm. Bases 243 to 1817 code for a protein of 524 amino acids. The record is from RefSeq and is a predicted model, not a curated record.
UUUUUUUUACUUUUUCUUUCCUUUAUUUUACCGCUUGUAUUGAUUAUUGCUUUCGCCUCUUUUUAUUUUAUCUCUAUAAACGCAGUGGUGAUAAAGCCGAUACACAGCUGUUUCGUCUCCUUGACCUCUUCUGCUCGUCUCUUUACUUCUCUCACACCUCAGCUAUUUUCUCUUUCUUUGCUUCUCUAUUAUUUAAAAACUCUUCUCCAACUGACACUGUACUUUUCCAUACUCCUUCGACUAUGGCUGCCACUCUGAAGCGUGGCAUGGGCAAGCUCGGCCUGAAAACCAACGAGCUGCUGGGCCUAGACAGCUCAACCAAAGGCGAUUCCAACGACGAGUUCAGAGAUCUGCAACAGGAGAUUGAUAGUAGGCAGGUGGGUACCGAAAACAUCCAAGCAGCUUUGAUCCUGUACACCAACCACUUGUUGAAGAAAAAGGACUCGAGCGAUAAUUCCAAGCAAAAGUUAUUUUUGCUCGAAAACCUGGGCUCGUCCAUGUUCCGUCUGGGUGCCAGUCUUCCGUCAGAAUCCAAGUAUGGCCAGGUCAUCGAGCAGUUCGGACAGGUUGAGGAGCGGCUGAACGACCUCAAGAUCCAGUUCAUCAAUUCCACCAAGGACGGGUGGGUGUCGAGCCUGCAGCGCAGCAUUGACGAGUUUAAAGAGUACCAGUCGCUGCAAAAGAAGCUUGAUGUGCGCCGCAGCGACUUUGAGUCUAAGCAGAGCAAGUUGCAAAAGUCACGCAAAGAGAACAUCGCGCUCGAAGAUGAUGUGCGGACAGCCCAGGUCCGCUACGAUGACACGUACGAGGACGUCACCCGGCGCAUGCUGGACAUAAAGGACAGCGACCACGAUCACCUGGUCGAGCUUUACAGCUUUUACGAGGCGCAGGCUGCCUACCACAGAAGCUGUAGUGAGCAACUGGAGCGCUUGCGCAGUGUCUUUGAGGAGAAUCUCAAGGCCAAGCGCUUGGUCGCCGAUCGCAGCGCAAUGAGCAACUCGCUGAGUUCCCGGCGAUCUGCAAUGACCCUGAAGAGCAACGACGGCAGCGUUUCUGGUCGCAUCCCUAUUCCAUUCGGAACCAUCAAACUCGCAACAUCCCUGUCACGCACUGCAUCAGCCAGGGGUGCUCUUUCGCACCACCGCAAUGGCAGCACGCAGUUCAGCGACACCAGCGACGAGCUCGGAUCACAGCGCGCCAUGUCGCCGUUUGAGUCUUCGGGCAGCCACGACAGUGCCGCACGCCAGCCUCCACAGUUUGCCCGCGUGCAGAGCGAUAUUAGCCCAAUGAUGCGCAAGGCUGCGCCGACCGUGGCCCCGCGCCGACACGCGCCGCCACCUCCGACUCCUGCCCGUCCCGCCGCUCGUGUUCUUAGGCGUGCCAUCUACAAGUUCAACGCCAACGAGGUUGGUGAGCUGGCCAUGGAGAAGGGCGACAUUGUUGAGGUAACUGAGCAUGUUGAUGACGGCUGGUGGUACGGCAAGCUUGUCCACUCGGGCUCGGGACAAGGCGUUGUUACCGGAGGAGGCCAGCCUGGCUUGUUCCCAACUAACUACACCGAGGAUUGCAGCGAAUCUGAUAUCCCGCCACCACUUCUGUCGAGAGCUCCUACUGCGCACCGCUCGCAGACAACUCCAAAUGAGUUGCGCAUGCCGGCGGCACGCACUCAUCAUCGCACUGGUAGCAAUGUGCCUGCGAUGCCUGCCCCGAUGCCCAACGAGUCGGUGUGUGUUUGUGCGUGCGGCUGCGACGACUUUGAGAAGAACCCAUUCAAACCCAGCCUCAAAGAAUGCAGGAACUGCUACCACAUUCAUUAGGCAUUUGUGCAGACAGUUUUUAUUUAUUGAUGCUUUGUAUGGCAGACCAUUUGUUUUUUUUAAAAUUUAUUUCAUUCAUUUCUCUUCUAAAUAGACACUUGCCUUUGU